AUAGCAAGUGCAGAUCCGCAGGUCGAACGGACCAAUUUAAUGAUUCGUACUAGAAUCUGCUAGAACCUACUAAAGUCAUAUUCCCAAGCUAAUAAACCCGAACUUAUCAGGUUUAACAUCCCGUGAGAUGUUCUCUUAGCUUCCGCUUCUGAACGAGCUCGCAACCCAGUCGAUACGGGCAUCGCUUUAAUCUUCGUUGGUGCGGUCCAUUAGGUAUCCGCUGCCUCAAUUGCAUUUAUGGGUGACCAGCAUGCCUGGUAUCCACCCUUCUAUUGUGGGUCUUCGAUCAUCAAUAACAAUAGUUCAUACAUGCACAAUUGUAAUGACCUCUUGGCGACUCUGGUACAAAAUCGUUCAGCGAUGCUGGUGGUGGGAGGAUGUGUGGGCAGCCACUGCGCUCGCAGCAAUUAUCACCAGUGUGGUUUCGGUCUGGAUUUAUUCUGAGCCACCGAUCGACUCAAAGCCACGGGAUGGCCCCAUUAUAGCGUACUGGCUUCUAAUGGUUAAUUUUACUAUAGGUCUUUGGUCGUCUCGGUUGAGUAUGAUAUGUUCGAUUAUAAGAUUAUCACCACCCACAAGAAUACGAAUCGUUGCAUGUUGCGCUGCAGCAGCUUUCGCAGCAAUUGCCGUCGCUUUACUCGUCCACAAAUGCUGGUUUUGUGCUCGAUAUAACGACUGGGACAAAAACACUCCGCUCAGUUGCCCUCUCGCGUUUUCCGUAGGCAUCACGCAGGUCGUCGCGGACUUUUUGUCUGACCUGACAUUGGUGGUUUUGCCUGCUCAAAUAUUGUAUCGGGUUAAGCUUCCGCGGGACCAGAAGAUAUUGAUUCUCUCAGUUUUCUCCGGCAGUCUCCUAACCACAUUGCUGAGUAUCGUGCACGCGGUCUUUUUCAUUCAGGCCGAUCCCAUCUUGAAGAUUUUAACAGCGCAGCUCGAGAUGGCAUUCUCUGUUAUUGUCUGCGAUCUUUUGCCUAUAGUAACAUGUCUAUACAAAGCCCUUCGAAGCAGAGACUUGGACGUUAGUCACGGGCAAUACCCAGCAGACAGUAUAUUUCUCACCACUGUCGUCGACAUGCCAUCAUCAGACAACUACACAACUGAAGAAUCGAAAUUCAUAGCUUAAAAGGAUCUUGGCGUAUCUUGCACUAGCAGUUUGGUGGCAGCGUGGUGCUGCCGCUUCAUUUACCCCAUUUAAAUUUUACUGUAUUGUAUCAUUUUCAUCAAGGCAUAUACAUCAUGCUUCUUCCUGACUCGUUUUGUACUAUAUACCACGGGUAGCAUCGUUUGCAACAUCCAUUACUUCUUACGAUUUGCUGGUGGUGGCAAGAGAAGCGCCGGCAUUGCAAACGACAAAUUACUAUCUUACUC
Molecule: messenger RNA, 1368 nt
Organism: Suillus paluster
Lineage: Eukaryota; Fungi; Basidiomycota; Agaricomycetes; Boletales; Suillaceae
Exons: 8
Coding region: 251-1123 (290 amino acids)
Source: RefSeq, a predicted model, not a curated record